Molecule: messenger RNA, 1930 nt
Organism: Centruroides sculpturatus (bark scorpion)
Lineage: Eukaryota; Metazoa; Arthropoda; Arachnida; Scorpiones; Buthidae
Product: hexosaminidase D-like
Exons: 15
Coding region: 95-1549 (484 amino acids)
Biological process (GO): carbohydrate metabolic process
Molecular function (GO): hexosaminidase activity
Source: RefSeq, a predicted model, not a curated record
UGCAUUUUGUAGAGUUGGCAACGUCAGUUGUAUGAACACAAUCAGAAGAAAUCGUUAAAACAAGGGCUGAUUGGACAUUUUUAUUAAGAUCAGAAUGUGUUCGAUCGAUCUCGCCUCUCCAAAUUUUGCUAAAUUAAUUCACUUAGAUUUAAAAGGAGCAGCUCCAAAAUUAUCUUACUGUGAACAGUUGUUUCCGCUAUUUAAAUUGCUCGGUGCAACCGGACUCUUAAUCGAAUAUGAAGAUAUGUUUCCGUACGACGGACAACUCAAAGAAAUAUCGCAACCCGAAUGUUACAGUAAAAUGGAAAUUAAAACAUUACAAAAACUAGCCGAAGACAAUGACCUCUCAAUAUUUCCACUAGUACAGACCUUUGGACAUUUGGAAUUUCUUUUAAAACAUCCGAAAUUUUUCGAAUUAAGAGAAAUAAGUAAAUAUCCAAAUACUCUCUGUCCCUCUCAUCCUCGUUCGUUGUCGGUCGUAUUUGAAUUACUGAAUCAAGUUUUAGAACUGCAUCCUUACGUAAAAUGGUUACAUUUGGGUGCGGACGAAGUUUGGCAUCUGGGUGAAUGUGAGAGAUGCAUAAAGAGAAUGAGGGAGAACAAAUGGGACAAAGAUGCUCUCUUUCUUGAUUACGUUCGGACGUUGUCACAGUUAAUAAAACAGAAAUGUCCAAAUUUAUCUCUCAUAAUUUGGGACGACAUGUUGAGGAAUUUUGACGUCAAAGUUAUUAAAGAUUCUGGAAUAGGAGAAAUAGUAGAGCCCAUGAUCUGGCAUUAUUUACCGCCCGACGAAUUUAGACUCAAGAGCCCUUUAUGGAAUAAAUACAAUGCCAUCUUCCCUAAGAUAUGGAUAGCCAGUGCCUUUAAGGGAGCAACGGAAAUGACUCAGCUUUUGACUCCUCCUCGUUACCACCUGCUCAAUCAUAAAGCUUGGUUGGAAGUUCUUGGAAACGAAGCGGUCAAUUUCCAGUGCGUUCGGGGCAUUGCUUUAACUGGAUGGCAAAGGUUCGAUCAUUUCACAGUGUUGUGCGAGCUUCUUCCCGUCGGAUUACCUAGUCUUGCCGUGUGCUUACAGAUGUUGAUAGAAGGAGAUUUUAACGAAGACGCCCAUCAAAAGGCAUCUCGUUUACUCGGGUUUUCCGACAAAAUCGUCCUUGACGUUUACCCGAGGCCUCAGCCAUUACCUCCCGUUCCAAGUUUUCCCGGUAGUAGUAUAUACAUCAACUGUCUUUAUCUUGCUAAUUUAUUAACGGAAUACCAGAUGCUAACAAAUCAUCCAAGCAUGAAAGGUGCAUUCAGUGACUACCACAUUUUGCAAAACCGCAUCAAUCCCCUACACAUUGACCAGUUUUUGCCACAUGCCAAAGCACUGUUGCUUAACCUGAAGAAUCUCAACAACCAGUUCGUACAGGCGCUUUCAGAAAUCUAUUAUCCCGGAACCGUUGAAGAGUGGCUGGCGACGAAUACAUUGCCAUACAUAGAAAAGCUGCAAAAAUUAGUAAAAGAAGGAGAGGAACAAAUAGCACAUCAUAUAAAAGCAAUUAAAUAAAUGCAAACUAGGUGAUUUGUUAUAAAAUAUAUCCAAUUUAUUUCUGAAAAAAAGGAGGAGGGAAAAAUCACACAAAAAUAUGUUCAUUUACUCGAAAAUUUACAAAAUAACUUCCUAAAAAUCUUGCACUUAAAUGAGUUUUCACUAAUACCAGUAUUAUUGAUAGCGUGAUUACAAAGCAAUGCUCAGAUUGAUGCCAAAAUGUAAUUUUAAAUACAUUCAAAAUUAGUGUUUUUUCUCAUCCAUUAAAACCUAAUUUUGGCUCAUUUAUUUACUGUCAAGGAUGCAAUUGCUUUUAAAUGGGAAUAUAUUCAACAUGCUUAUUAUUUGUAACUGAAAAAAAAAACCACCUGUAGCAAUAAAAAGAUAUGCUCUAUACAC